UGAUCCUGGCAGCAGCGAAUUGCUUUAAAAUGGCGAGGAAAAUGCUGGUUGCCUUUAUUUUCUGGUGCGUAACAGGGUCGUGGAGUUCCUACGCCCAGCAAUGUGGCCGACCACCGCUGAGGGAGGACAGGAUUGUAGGAGGGGUGGACGCCUCGAGUGGAUCUUGGCCAUGGCAGGUGGAAAUUCAGGAAUCUAACCGACAUAUCUGUGGAGGCUCCAUAAUCACAAAGGACUGGGUCCUAUCAGCUGCACAUUGCUUCCCCAAUCCAUCCGAGGUCUCCUCCUACACUCUAUACGUUGGACGGCACCAGCUGAAUGGGGUGAACAAGCACGAGUCUUUCCAUCGUGUGAGCCGCAUAGUAAUUCAAUCUGGUUAUCAAGACCCCAAUAACGGUAAAGAUAUAGCCCUGCUGCAGCUGUCCAGCCCAGUGGUCUGGUCCGACUACGUCCAACCUGUGUGUUUGCCUUCGUCCGGCUCAUUGUUUCCAUCUGGCAUGAGUUGCUACGUCACUGGCUGGGGAAAUAUCCGGGAAGAUGUCCCUCUGCCAGGAGUUGGGACUCUUCAGGAAGUACAGGUACUGAUCAUCUCCCAAAGCUCCUGUCAGGCGAUGUAUGAUACAGACCCGAUGGAGAAUGUGGACAUUCUCAGUGACAUGAUCUGUGCAGGAUACCCAGAGGGUGGCAAAGACUCCUGCCAGGGUGACUCAGGAGGGCCCCUGGUCUGCCAGAUGGUAAAUGGGACCUGGGUGCAAGCUGGGGUGGUGAGUUUUGGACUCGGCUGUGCUAAACGGAACAGGCCAGGCGUGUAUACCAGGCUGACCAGCUACACGAACUUCAUCCGCUCCACAGUACCAGAGGUCUCACUGUACGGAGGAGCUCACCGCAGUUUGUCUGGGUGGCUAGUUGUGUUCACUAGCAGCCUGUCCAUUCUCAUGAUGCUUAUGCUAACUUGGAUAUAAACACUUAUUUUGCAAGAGGUGGAAUAAAGCAGUUAAAUUGAUAAAUAGCCUUAAUCAAAAUUGAAAUUUGUAUCCUGAAUGCAUAUAAAGCCAUAUGAAACUUUUUAACCUGAAUUGUUUUUUCUUAAUAGCCUCAAAUACAUGUUUAGGGUUUAAAAGUAGAUUUCAGGAUGAAUCAAAUCAGGAUUAUUAGAAAUGUCAGUUUUUUACUAUUUAACGUUGACACAUCUAUUCAUUUCAAUUUUUUUAAUGCAACAUCAGAAUCAGCAGUAAUUGUAUCUUGCAAGGUGA
Cyprinodon variegatus (sheepshead minnow) is the source of this 1250-nucleotide messenger RNA. RefSeq names its product serine protease 27-like. The transcript has 7 exons. Lineage: Eukaryota; Metazoa; Chordata; Actinopteri; Cyprinodontiformes; Cyprinodontidae. The record is from RefSeq and is a predicted model, not a curated record. The coding region runs from base 30 to 959 and encodes 309 amino acids. Gene Ontology annotation, molecular function: serine-type endopeptidase activity. Gene Ontology annotation, biological process: proteolysis.